Messenger RNA from Olea europaea var. sylvestris, 1396 nucleotides. Its product is annotated as rhomboid-like protein 14, mitochondrial. Gene Ontology annotation, molecular function: serine-type endopeptidase activity. The record is from RefSeq and is a predicted model, not a curated record. Bases 223 to 1188 code for a protein of 321 amino acids. The transcript is spliced from 2 exons. Gene Ontology annotation, cellular component: membrane. Lineage: Eukaryota; Viridiplantae; Streptophyta; Magnoliopsida; Lamiales; Oleaceae.
UGGCUCAACGGGCUGAGCCAUUUGAGCCAGGCCGAAAUCAGGACACACCUGAAUUUCCUCGGAUUAUUCUGGAACAAUCCAGCAUUUACUUCCUGACGAAGAAAAGUAAUUGAAAUAAUAGCAAAUUUGGAUUUCCACCCACAAAAUCCAUUGAGAACCAAAUUCUACAAAUUUGAAUCUGCAAUUGAUUGUGACGGGGAGGAGUUGAAGAGGACGAGAGAGAUGAACGGAGGAAGGCGAAGAGGUGGGAUGCUUCCGUUACUGGCGCUGCACGCGUUGAGCGAGUACUGCAGACUGGACAGAAAGCCGCCUGUCACGGCGGGGCUUAUAGCGGCCAACACCCUAAUUUACUUGAGACCUGGGCACUUCGAUCGGAUUCUUCCUACUCUUAAUGAGGUCUGGUUCAAUCCCCACCUCAUCCUCAAGCACAAGGAUCUGAAGCGCUUUCUCUUGUCAGCAUUCUAUCACAUUGGUGACUCUCACCUUGUUUAUAACAUGUUAUCACUAUUAUGGAAGGGAAUCCAGUUGGAGAAUUCUAUGGGAAGUGUUGAAUAUGCAUCUAUGAUUGCCACUUUAGUCGGUAUGUCCCAAGGAAUCACACUACUGCUAGCUAAAUUUCUUUUGCUUUUCGACUAUGAGAGAGCCUAUUACAACGAAUAUGCUGUGGGAUUUUCUGGCGUGCUCUUUGCCAUGAAGGUUGUCCUCUAUUCCCAGUCAGAUGACUAUACAUACGUUCAAGGGAUAAUGGUACCGUCUCGUUAUGCUGCUUGGGCAGAGCUUAUCCUCAUCCAAAUGUUUGUUCCGGGAGUCUCUUUCCUCGGCCAUCUUGGGGGAAUUUUUGCAGGCCUUCUCUAUUUAUAUUUACGAUCCUCAUAUUCGGGUCCUGAUCCCUUGACGAAGAUAAUCAGAGGCGUGACAAGUAUUCUAAAGUGGCCUUUACAAUCUGUCCUGGGCAUGUUUCGUUUUUCACGAAGGAGAAUUCAUGGUGCGGGGACUGUUGGUGGGAGUCGGUCGAGACUUGUAUCUGGUGUAUGGAGAUGUCAAGCAUGUACCUUUGACAAUUCAGAUUGGUUAAGUGUUUGUGAAGUGUGUGGGACACAUCGUGAUGGCUUGGAUACUCUUUCCCGUUCUGAUGACCUUACUCUAGAUGAAUUACGACAGCGAAGAGUUCAACGGUUUGGAAGAUGAGUUGCACAUUUUCCUUGCAAAUUUUGUCUGCUGAACUCGAUGUUAAUGGCAAACUAACUUUGGUAUUGGGCGGACGCCCGACGGAUAUGUAAAAGUCAUUUUUUUUUUCCAGAUUUGGUGGACACAUCACACUUUCCAUUCAGAACCCAAUUGUUAAGUUAUUAAUACGAACUGCAUUACAAAUUUUUAUCACAUCUAAGAAUCGAAA